GUGUGAACAUCGGUAAAGCCAGGAAUUUCCUACGGCACACAUUGCAACGAACAACAUAGAGUUUAAUCGAAAUGCGUCUUUGGGAUAAAUCGAAUAAACUACAUGUUCAUAAAAGCCCACCCUCGGAGAUGAUCGACGUUCCAAUCGAUUCAUCGUGCCGCGUUGUGUUGACGGACUCGAGAAAUACAGGAACAUUUGGCAAAUACAAAACGAAGUCGAGCGAACGUAGCCAAUCAAACUUUUACACACGGCACAAAUACUUUCUUUUGACUGGAUCGUUUUUUAUCUUAUUAAUCUUACUUUUGUUGACGAUCACCAAUCUUACAUUUUCUCUAUUUGAAUAUGGUACUUAUAACGAUACAGUUCAACCGGAAACACGCAUGGAACGGAUAAUCAAGCUGCGCUUUCCUCGCGACAGAAGAUCAUUGUUGAAGCCACGAGCGGAAGGAGUGAUCGAUGGAGAUCACUCAUCUUUCAACGAUCAGGCGGAGCUUAUGAACGAGAUAAUACAAGUUGCAGAAAGCGAUACAUUUCCAACGAUGAAUGAAGGAGACGCCGAUAUGCGGGAUAUAUCUCGCAAGAAGAGGCACUGCGAUCAGAACGCGAAGCACUGCGAGAAGUUGUUGCAAACGAUGCAGAAGUAUCUUAUAAUGAUCAGCAAGAAGAUUUCAGCUGCGAAUAAUGAAAAAUUUUUGACUACAGAUAUUUUGCAGUGUCUCAAAUGCAGGGAAUUAUCGAAUGAACAUAACGAAGAUCAUACGCCUCGCGCGAAAGACCAAUACUUCCCACACGACUACGCUGAGCAAAAUCGCUCGAGCGAUUCCGGCAUCGCCGUUAUCAAAUUACUGGAUGACAGAGAGGAUAAAAAUGGCCCAAAGCAAGUGGAAGUUAAUCGAACGGAAGCGACAAAAAUCCAGGCGGUAAAGACGAGCACAGUUAUGAGCAACCUAUCGCAAGAUGCCGCGAGUCAGUCGUUGAAGGACAUUACUGCUGUAUCAGAAACCACGUUAAUUGAGCCUACAGAUAUCCGCGAUGGAAUACCGCGGAUAUAUGUAAACGAAACUGCGAUUAAUAACAGCUCAAUGAUCGACGACAAGCAGCCGGACGGUAGUCCAGUAAAUUCAGACGCGAUAAAAACCGAAAAUAAUAAAAGCGUCCCCGACGCGUCGAGCGUCGAUCAACACCGUGUAACAGCCGAAAGCAAAGACGUCACGACGAUAAAGACGUGGUCGUUUACGACGGUGUCAAGCACGCGGUAUAACAUCGUUACUGGAAACGACGGGCAAUCUACGGAAACCACAAUCGCGAUCAAGUCAGCAGGAACAACCGAGACACCGGUUACCGUCGAUCUUAGGACGCAGACCGCGAUUACUGAAAACGUGACGAGUGUGCCAGCAGGAUACGACGUGACCGGAAUCGACGGCGACACGGUGCAUCCUUCGUCGCGUCCUUCGUCCGAGGGACGGGACCCGGAAAAUCGAUUGGCCGUAGAGACGGACGUCGAAUCGAGUUCAAUGGAAAAUCUUCGUUCUUAUGAGCAAAUCAUCAUGUCGGCCGACAACUUCCAGACGAAGGACGAUGGCAAAGCCAUUCCAGCAAAGAGCGGGACAUCACAUCGGCAACUACAACAAACUCCUACAACGUGGACCAUGCCGCAUCCGGUUUGUUUCUUCGGCAAUCCUGAUCAGUCCUUCAAGACGCCGGUAUCAGGCGUGUUUUAUCCGGCCCCGUUCGAUCCUUCCUCCGCGCAAAGUCGCGGAUUUCCGUUCCAGAAUCACCAAGACUCCACGUCACCGAACUACAAGCAAGAGCAGACGAACACAAUGCAAUUUUUGCCGAAAGUUAACUACGUCGGCAAUUUGGCUCAGCCGAGGGGACAAGGCAUCGGUCCUACAGGACCUGGCAUGUCAAAUGCACCGAUUUCCUCGCUGAAUCAGCAGCCGAUUGCAAACAUGCCGUAUUUUUGCGGUUAUAUAUCACUGCCGACCGUUCACUUUUCGUCGAUCCCUGGCACGUCUGAUCGCUCUGCCGACAAAGCGAAAGACCUUCCAGAAGGAUCGCGAAAAUUACCUCAGGAGAAUGAGUUUAUCACGCGGCAAUCGUAUUAUCCACAGCAACUGCUUAAUAAAUGUUCCGCACAUUAUCGUCAGUGCGAUAAUCAAUUCUGCGUCCUGAAGGUGAAAUGGUGCGACGGUCGAGUCGAUUGCAGCGAUGGCAGCGACGAGACAAAGUGCUCCUGCAGAGAUCGAAUAUCACGAAAUCGACUUUGCGAUGGUUAUUUUGAUUGUCCACAUGGAGAGGACGAGCUCGGCUGUUUUGGCUGUCCAGUAGACUCUUUCAGUUGUGACGAUUGGGACAUGCGUUACAAUCGCGAAAAUUGCAUACCACUUUUGCAACGCUGUGAUGGGAUUCAACAAUGCCCUAAUGGAAAGGACGAACUCGACUGCAAUAUACUUUCAGAAUCUUACAUGGAUCCAAAUGAUACUUUUACGAUUGGUUAUACUCAGGGAUAUUUGCAUAAGAAUGUACGAGGACAGUGGUAUCCUGUUUGCUCAAAAACAUCUUCUUGGGCGAUGGAUGCUUGCGCUUCGGAAAUUGGUCGACCGCUAACAAUGAUGCCGUUUAUAGAGACCGUUCAGGUGCCACAGGAUGUCUUCCGAGAUCCUUACGUGACAGAAACCAAUAAUAAUGAUGUACAAGUGACGUCGUGUCCGGGUACAGCGGUGUUCGUCAGGUGUCCACCGUUACCUUGUGGCACCAAAGUCGUCCCGCGUAAGGAUUUCUCUCUUGGCUUCAAUACGAUGAGGAAUAAUUAUGUGUCCAGGCGGCACGUGGAAGAACAAUCCACUUCCGAGUUUAAUAAGCUCUAUCGGGAGACUCUGGGUCUGCUGGACCCAGCAAGUCAAUCAGUGCUCAAGGAGAAGAUGCAAAAUCAGAAUGAUACUCUCGUUGGAUCGCAAUCGCGAGUCGUCGGCGGCCGAGCAAGUCAGCCUAGAGCCUGGCCCUUCCUGGUUACCAUUUCUAAAGACGGUUACUUUCAUUGCGGCGGUGUCAUUCUCAGUGAAGUUUACAUUCUCACCGCGGGUCACUGCAUGGACGGAUAUGAAGGGCAUUAUUACGAAAUACAAGCCGGCAUACUCAGGCGAUUGUCAUUUUCACCGAUGGCGCAGUUAAGAAAAGCGAAAGUUAUCGUUAUUCAUCCCGGCUAUGAAAAAAACGAGAUGCGAAACGACAUUGCAGUGAUCACCUUGGACAAACCUCUUUUUUUCAAUCGAUGGGUUCGCCAAGUUUGUUUACCGGCAUUAAAUACCGCAGGUCCCGAAUGGAAAGAAGGGCCGUCGCCUGAAUCCAUGUGCAUUGCUGUCGGAUGGGGAGCCUUAAAAGAAUAUGGACCAGAUCCGGAUCAUUUGCGAGAAGUGGAAGUACCGAUUUUGCCAUCGUGUAAAUAUUUACUCGAUCAGAACAACGCCACUAUCUGCGCGGGAUAUCCUGAGGGUGGUCGCGAUGCCUGUCAAGGUGAUAGUGGUGGUCCUUUAAUGUGCAGAAAUCCGAAUUUGGAGUCGCAGUGGUACGCGGCGGGCCUAAUCAGUCACGGUGAUGGAUGUGGCCGUCCAAAUGAGCCCGGUGUUUACAUGAAAGUGAGUUAUUAUGUGGAUUGGAUUCAGCAAACGUUUGAAGCUUUAGAUAGUUCCACGGCAAACUUUUACGAAAAUGAACCCUUGGAUAGUUGUCCAGGAUUUAGCUGUCAAACAGGCCUGAAAAAUUGUUUGCCAGAAGAAAAUCAUUGCGAUGGAAAAGCAAAUUGUUUGGAUGGAGAAGACGAAAUGGACUGUGACUUUCUGCAAAUGAAUUAUGAAGGGUCGAACGAAUCAAAGGGUAAUACAUUUACGAAAUCGCAAGUGGACAAAACAUCCAGUGAUACCAUGGGAAGAAAUCAAGUAAGCACGGAAACAAUUCCUUCUUCUACUUCCCGUUUCUCCUAUCAAACUGAAACUAACGAAAAUAUUUAUGCAACGACACCUGAAAUAUAUAUGUCAACGCCAAGUGUUAGAUUAACAUUUACAUGCAAAAAUCUAAUUCAAACUAUAACAAUUAACAAGAGAUGUGACAGACAUUUGGAUUGCGAGGAUGGCACUGAUGAAAAAGAUUGUACGUGCAGAGAUUAUUUAUCAAAUUUCCAACCGACAGUGAUUUGUGAUGGACUGCUGGAUUGCGACGACAAAACGGAUGAGAAAGAUUGCGGUAUAUGCAAGGACGACGAAUUUCAUUGCAGCCGAAGCAAAGGUUGCAUCCCAAUGACGAAGAAAUGUGACGCAAUUUUCGAUUGCCCUCUAAGAGAGGACGAGGUUGAUUGCCUUGCAUUGAUCGAUGGAGAUUACGUAAACGUAGAUAGCGAUGAUCGACCGAUUUUGAACUCAGAAGGUCUGCUCGGUAGAUAUUACAAUGAAACGUGGCAUCUAGAUUGUUUUCAGCAAGACAUAUUGAAGAACAACACUAAAUCAUUAAUGCUUGGAGAGAAUUUAUGCAAAUAUCUCGGAUUUGCGAGUUUACAAUCACUCGAUGAGACUGUUAUAACCAGCAAGGACCUGGAAAUGAGAUUCUUACAAAGUGACGAUUACAAAUCGUCAACCGAAGAGACGGAUUACAAAUCUUCAAUGGAGUACGUCGCGAGCGAGGAAGGCGAGACGUGUUCGACAUAUAUAUUUCGCUGCGGACCGGUUUUGAGCAGCAGCGCCGACUCGCACCUGGUCGUCGAUCCGAACACCCAAAGUAAUACCUACCUGUGGCCAUGGCUGGCCGCCAUCUUCGUCGACGGUCGUUAUCACUGCUCGGCCUUACUCCUGGAACCAGACUGGCUCCUGUCCAGUUCGAGCUGCACGGACGAUAUCAGAUUAUCGGUGAAUUAUACGACAGCUCUGCUCGGUCGAAGCCGCUCGUUUCUCUACGUCGACGGACCCCAUCAACAGAUAUCGGCCGUUGACGAAAUCAGAGACGUGAAAAAUUCAGAUGUUUCGUUGCUCCACUUGAAAACUGCAGUGAAUUUCACGCGUUACGUGCAGCCGCUGUUUCUGGAGAAAAAAAUAUACCCACCGGAGAAAGACGAUUUAUGCGUCGCAGUUGGUACAGACGAUGAAUAUAGAACGCAAUCGAUCUUUCUUGAACCAAUCCUUCAAGAUUGCGAUAAGUGCUAUCGUUGUUUCGUCAAAGCUUUAGGCAUCCAAUGUCCGGCAAAUGAAACUUCUUCGAACUGGAGCGGAUUGGUAUUUUGUCGCGGUAAGAAAGCAUGGUAUCCUGCGGCUGUAUUUUACGAAAGCGAUGGCCCGUGCAGCUUCCAAAGCACGCAGAAUUUGACGAGCAUCGAUUACAUCCAUGCCUAUCUCACGCAAGCUUUGGAGAUGGAGCCGCAGCCAACACCUGAAGCCGCAUGCGAUGGUAUUCGUUGCAAUAUCGGGCAAUGUGUCCCUUGGAAUCAAGUGUGCGAUGAUAUACCGGAUUGCCGAGAUGGUGCGGACGAGAAGAGUGAAAUAUGUUUACGUAAAGUGCAACAGAUCAGAAGAAGAAACGGACUCGAUUACAAAUGCACGAAGUCGCAGUUACAAUGCAAAAAUGGCGAAUGUAUUUCGAAGGGAGAAUUUUGCGACGGUAAAGUCGAUUGCUCCGAUGGAACGGACGAACCUGCGAUAUGCAGCUGUGCGGAAUACUUAAGACUAACUGCCCCGGAACGAUUGUGUGAUGGGGUGCGACAUUGUUUCGAUAAAACCGAUGAAUCGCCAGAAGAGUGUCAAUGCCUCGAAACUAGUUUCAUAUGCAACACAGACAGCAAAGAAAAUGUUACUUGCAUUCCGCAAGAUUUCGUGUGCGAUGGUGACAAUGAUUGUCCGAACGGCGAAGAUGAAACGAAAUGUAUUAUGGUGAAAAAUCUUACAGAUACCAAACCUGACGCAGGUGAAGUGAUGCAGCGAUCCUAUGGCAUAUGGCACACUCGAUGUUAUCCAUCAGUAAUAACGUCACAAGAAGAAGCGGCAAGUGUAUGCCAAAAGAGCGGCUAUGCAAACGGAACAAUUGAUUAUGAAUAUCAAACUUUUAAUAAAUCUGUCGUUCCGUCUCGUGAUAAUUUCUACAUGAUACGAUUAAAUAUCGAUACGUGGAUAACGAUGCGCGAUGAUAAACCGUUUAUAACUUUAGUCCAACCAGAGGAACCCUGCUACCGUCUCUUCGUUAAGUGUAAUUAUUAAACUGCAUCAUUUAUAAUUUAAAGAAAUUACACAUUAAAUAAUUUCAUCUUAUUUACAAUGUUUGUUCGUCAAAGAUGAAAGAUUCUGUCCAUUUUGAAAGUUAAGUUGAUGGAAACACAAAGUAUCUGUGAGUUGUUUGUACAUUGUUAAGAGAUUAAUUUAUUUAAGUUAAGCAAGAAAAUAUCGAACAAUGUACGAACACAGCGAAUCAAUUAUGUCACAUGUAAUUCUUUUUUAAUUAAAUAAAUAAUUUCAUUCUUUUUUA
This is a messenger RNA of Pogonomyrmex barbatus (red harvester ant), 6501 nucleotides long. It is a transcript of the gene ndl, whose product is annotated as serine protease nudel. Lineage: Eukaryota; Metazoa; Arthropoda; Insecta; Hymenoptera; Formicidae. Gene Ontology annotation, biological process: proteolysis. The record is from RefSeq and is a predicted model, not a curated record. Gene Ontology annotation, molecular function: protein binding; serine-type endopeptidase activity.